AUGGACACAAUAAUGUAAACAAACAGAUAAAAACUCUGAAAGACGUGUUUGACGAUGGUGGUGCAUCAAGUGCACCCUACACCACUGCACUAAAAGUGCAAAUUUGUGGCAUUGCGGACAUUAACAACUAUAGAAAUGCCAAUGGAGAACAAAGGCAGUCAAUCACUGUUGGAUUUGCCGACCAUACAAUGGCUGUAAAGGGUAUUUUAUGUGACGUUUCUUAGGCCAAUGUUCUUAAGAAUGGAGGGACUGUCAUGCUACUACACGUCAUCCUCAAGAAGGACUUGAAGACCAUCGUGAUGACCAAUCGGUCCAAGGUACUCAAAACUGGCCCCUUCCAACAGGCAGUACCAGAGUACUUCCUGAAACAAGGACAGGACUUGGCAUGCCCGCCACCUGCUGAAUUGGUGGCGAUAAACAAAAUUAAAACGUCGCCAGUGAAGACGAUGGUCUCCAUUAGAGGACAAGUUGUUUCUAAGAUGGAAAAAACAGUAAAGGUUGCAGGAGAAGACACAGCAGUCCGCACCUUAAAGAUUAAAGAUCAGACAGCUGCUUGUAAGGUGUCCCUGUGGAGAGAUCUGAGUAAAAUCAAAACCACCGUAGGCCAGCACAUUGAGCUUACCAAUGUUAUCGUUCAAGUCUAUCAGGAGGAAAGGUCAGUUUCCACGACUUCAAGGACAAAAGUGGUGGAAAUUGCUGCACCAGAAGUUGUAAGGAAGAUAACUGUAAUAGCUUAUGAUGUCAUUGACGGGGAAUUUCUCACCUUGACAUCAGACGUUGCAACACUCUAAAAAAAAGUUUAACCAUACAUUUUUAAAAUAAGAAUUUGAAUUUAGAAAAACUAUAAAUAUUAAGUAAUACAAUUAGUCAGAAUAGCAAGUAAAAGGCAAUCUCGUUAAGUUAUUGGAAUCGUAAUUAGUAAAUACCACUUAUACAAUUACUUAUGAUUUAUUUUACUCAUC
Magallana angulata is the source of this 962-nucleotide messenger RNA. RefSeq lists its product as uncharacterized. The coding region runs from base 255 to 791 and encodes 178 amino acids. The record is from RefSeq and is a predicted model, not a curated record. The transcript has 4 exons. NCBI's taxonomy places the organism in Eukaryota, Metazoa, Mollusca, Bivalvia, Ostreida, Ostreidae.